AUGACUCACGGUCAAGUGCAUCGCAAUGUUUUCCUGAUGCCACGUAUACCGCGAGCUUUUGUGCUGGUGCUGGCCUGCGCGGCCUUCGCGGCAAUUAAAGCGCUCGCUACAGAAGACUUGCAGGAGCUAGAAUUAGAGGAUCACAGUCACCAUGGCCACGAGCUGGAAAGCGAUGGUCUCAUGGUGCGCUGUCGUGCGUGCGGCGCUCUUGUGGCCAUGAAGAAGGACUACAUCGCCUUGCACGACACCUCGAAAGCCGUCGAUAGCCGACACGAUGCUGUGCUCGGAGACAACGCCGAUGUCUAUACCUUCGUGAACUCACAAAGGACUGAAUUUGAGCUGGUAGGCUUUAAAAAGGCUGUUGGGCUUGAGGGUGAGACAUACUCCAAGAAGUCGACAUUUUUCGACGACUACAGCUGGCGGGACCUUCGCUGCAAGAAUUGCAAGAAGCAUGUGGGUUGGGUGUUUUAUCAUGAUGAGUUUCGGCAGUGCCUUGAGUCGCGAGAAUGGGAGGACCAUCGUGCUGUCAAAUCUACGGAGGAAUUGUCAUCUACUUCCAUGGCGCUGGAAAAUCAGGGUGAGAUUGUGCAUGAAGAGCUAGAAGGCCGCUGUGUUCUUGCAACAUUUGGUUGGUGGACGUACGAGAUCUGCUACAAAAAAGAAGUUCGCCAAUUUCACCAAGAACCGGACGGAUCCCGUCCGAGUGACUGGAGCAUGGGGAAGUACUCACAGAAUUCACAAGACAUGGCUGACAAGGAGGUACUCCAGUACUAUUCAGGAGGUCAACACUGCGAUGAAAAUGGUGAAAUGCGCAGUACUAUUGUCUUGUAUUCAUGUUGCGAUGCACGUCCAAAAGAAAUCACAAUAGAAAAGGUUGAUGAACCUGCGCUGUGCAUGUAUCUCAUCAACGUGUGCGUUCCGCGUUUGUGUACAGUUGACACAGACGUCAAGCAAGACGGAGCAAGUGCUGGGUCGUGCCAAGAACAGUUCGAUGCUUCCCACACAAACGAGGCGCUGCCAUCGAAAUUUGCAGCAUUACGCUGGUCGUCGGUGAUUUCGGAAGACAGCAGCGAGCUUGACUGGGCUCGACGUAUGCAGAUAGCAAUAUGA
Molecule: messenger RNA, 1110 nt
Organism: Plasmopara halstedii
Lineage: Eukaryota; Oomycota; Peronosporomycetes; Peronosporales; Peronosporaceae
Product: RxLR-like protein
Exons: 4
Coding region: 1-1110 (369 amino acids)
Biological process (GO): endoplasmic reticulum unfolded protein response; retrograde protein transport, ER to cytosol
Cellular component (GO): endoplasmic reticulum lumen
Source: RefSeq, a predicted model, not a curated record